Messenger RNA from Dioscorea cayenensis subsp. rotundata (Guinea yam), 1167 nucleotides. Its product is annotated as ATP synthase gamma chain 1, chloroplastic-like. The record is from RefSeq and is a predicted model, not a curated record. Gene Ontology annotation, molecular function: proton-transporting ATP synthase activity, rotational mechanism. Gene Ontology annotation, biological process: proton motive force-driven ATP synthesis. NCBI's taxonomy places the organism in Eukaryota, Viridiplantae, Streptophyta, Magnoliopsida, Dioscoreales, Dioscoreaceae. Gene Ontology annotation, cellular component: chloroplast thylakoid membrane.
GAGAAACCAGCAGCAAUGUCUUCUUCCCAUUUAGCAAUGUGGACGUCUCCCAAACCCUCCCUCUCCCCCGAUCUCGACUCCCUCUCCUCCUGCCCUCGCUCCCCCUUCCUCCGCUCCGCCCCCAACCCUUUCCAUUCCCCUUCCCGUCCCUCCACCGCCAUUCACUGUGGCCUGCGUGAGCUCCGCGAUCGCAUCGACUCCGUCAAGAACACCCAAAAGAUCACUGAGGCCAUGAAGCUUGUCGCCGCCGCCAAGGUCCGUCGUGCCCAGGAAGCCGUCGUCAGUGGCCGCCCUUUCUCCGAAACCCUCGUCGAAGUACUCUACAACAUCAACGAGCAGCUCCAGACUGACGAUAUCGAUGUCCCUCUUACCAAGGUCCGCCCCGUCAAGAAGAUCGCUCUUGUUGUCGUCACCGGCGAUCGUGGCCUUUGUGGUGGUUUCAACAACGCCAUCAUCAAGAAGGCUGAAUCCCGCAUCGCAGAGCUCAAAACUCUCGGCCUUGACUACACCAUCAUCAGCGUCGGCAAGAAGGGCAACGCCUACUUCAUUCGCCGCCCUUACAUCCCCGUCGACCGAUUCAUCGAGGGUGGUUCUCUUCCCACCACCAAGGAUGCCCAGGCCAUCGCCGAUGACGUCUUCUCCCUGUUCGUCAGCGAGGAGGUCGACAAGGUGGAGCUCCUCUACACCAAGUUCGUCUCUUUGGUGAAAUCCGACCCGGUGAUCCACACGCUGCUGCCGCUGUCCCCCAAGGGAGAGAUCUGCGACAUCAAUGGCGUGUGUGUGGACGCAGCCGAGGACGAGCUCUUCCGCCUCACCACAAAAGAAGGAAAGCUGACAGUGGAGCGAGAGACAGUCCGCACCCCAACCCCAGCCUUCUCCCCAAUCCUCCAGUUCGAGCAGGACCCCGUCCAGAUCCUUGACGCUCUCCUCCCUCUCUACCUCAACUCCCAGAUCCUCCGUGCCCUCCAGGAGUCCCUGGCCAGUGAGCUCGCUGCCCGGAUGAGCGCCAUGAGCAACGCCUCCGACAACGCCGUGGAACUCAGGCGUUCCCUUUCUAUAGUGUACAAUCGUCAGCGGCAGGCCAAGAUCACUGGAGAGAUCUUGGAGAUCGUCGCCGGCGCCGAUGCCCCUCAGUUAAUCUGGUUCGUCUUCAACCCUAAAACCUAA